UAAUUCUCCAACAGAGCGUUCUUUCGUGAGUUCAAUACACCACACAGAGGAGAGGCAAGGGGAAAACCAAAACUAGAGUAGAAAGAAGAAUUUUUGGUCAAGCGAGGAAACAUGGCGGAAGCACUGGUACUGCGCGGCACAAUGGAGGGGCACUCAGACCAGGUGACGGCCAUUGCUACGCCCAUAGACAAUUCGGACAUGAUUGUGUCCGCCUCGCGCGACAAAUCCAUCCUUCUGUGGCAGCUGACCAAAGACACUAACUAUGGCGUGCCGAGGCGUCGCCUCACGGGCCACUCUCACUUCGUGCAAGACGUGGUGAUUUCAUCAGAUGGGCAGUUCGCUCUGUCGGGGUCGUGGGACGGUGAGUUGAGGCUCUGGGAUCUCAACACUGGCCUCACCACCCGGCGCUUCGUGGGGCACUCCAAGGAUGUCCUCAGUGUGGCCUUCUCCAUUGACAAUCGUCAGAUUGUGUCCGCCUCGCGUGACCGCACAAUCAAGCUGUGGAACACUCUGGGCGAGUGCAAGUACACCAUCCAGGCCGAUGCUGAUGGACACUCAAACUGGAUCAGCUGCGUCCGCUUCAGCCCCUCUGCCACCAACCCCACCAUCGUAUCGGGAUCCUGGGACCGUACCGUCAAGGUCUGGAACCUCACCAACUGCAAGCUCAAGAACACACUUGUAGGCCACGGCGGCUAUGUGAACACUGUUGCCGUCUCACCCGACGGUUCACUCUGUGCCAGCGGUGGGAAGGAUGGAGUUACUAUGCUCUGGGACCUUGCUGAGGGCAAGAGGCUUUAUUCGCUCGAUGCAGGGGACAUCAUCUAUGCCCUCUGCUUCAGCCCCAACAGGUAUUGGCUUUGCGCCGCCACGCAGCAGUACGUUAAGAUUUGGGAUCUGGAGAGUAAGAGCGUUGUUGCUGAUCUUCGUCCCGAUUUCAUGCCCACCAAGAAAUCCCAGAUUCCUUACUGCACAAGUUUGAGCUGGAGUGCAGAUGGAAGUACAUUGUUCACUGGUUACACAGAUGGAAAAAUCAGGGUCUGGGGAAUUGGACAUAUUUGAAUUCAAAGUAGUACUUGAUUUGUAUGUGAGCUUGAACUUCUGUGACAAACGUAUUUUUUUAAAAAGCUUAAAUUGUUUCGGCUGAAGUAGGAUAAAUUGUUUUUGCAUUUGAAUUUUGAUAGCUGUAUCAGAGUUUUCUCUGAUGUGCAAUGAGGGAUGUAAAAUUAAGGCAUUCUGAACUUCAGAUAAGUAAUCUACAGCUCAGAGUGGGCAUAUUAACUUAUGUAAGAAAAAUCAUAUGUAUUUAGAGUAAGUUAAAAAUGUUCUGAGGUCCUUUAAUAUAACAUGGUUAUCCAAGGAUUUAAUAAUGAUUGAAUCUGCGGAUUUAUGUUUCCAACAAAAUGCAAAAUAAUGAUUGAAGUGGAUCUAUGUUUGAACA
Molecule: messenger RNA, 1438 nt
Organism: Cryptomeria japonica (Japanese cedar)
Lineage: Eukaryota; Viridiplantae; Streptophyta; Pinopsida; Cupressales; Cupressaceae
Product: small ribosomal subunit protein RACK1
Exons: 2
Coding region: 112-1059 (315 amino acids)
Biological process (GO): positive regulation of protein phosphorylation; rescue of stalled cytosolic ribosome
Cellular component (GO): cytosol; nucleus
Molecular function (GO): translation regulator activity; protein kinase C binding; ribosome binding
Source: RefSeq, a predicted model, not a curated record